AACAGACAAGAAGAAUGAGAACAAAUCAGUGGCAGUGGAAGACUUUUUGCCUGCAGAAGCUGCUGUUGAUGCUAUCAAGUAUUCCAUGGAUUUGUAUGCUUCUUACAUUGUGGAAAGCUUGCGGCAGUGACUAGCAGCGGAUUGGGGUUUUUGAACCUUCAGGGGGGCACCUCCUUGGCCAAGUAACUGUCUGAAUUCUUAUUCAGGUGAAAGUAUAUCAACCACUUUUGCCCUCUUAGCAAAAAACAUAUGUUUUUAAUCAAGCAGCAGUUCUGUUUUAAGUCUCCCUGGAGAGGACUCGGGUAAUCAUUUGACGCGGGAAACAAAAGACUUUAUGUUCCUCAGUAUUCUAUGACGCCCUCACUUGCGCUUCUGAACUUUUAUUUUUAAGAGACGAUGAUAGCAGAGAUAAUGUACUGUAUUAUUAAGUGAACUUAAAAAUAAGGCCAUGCUACAAGCACACCACACAUGACGCCAAAGUUUACACCGUUUAGUGUCUCAUUGGUAAUGGUUGUAUCACAAACAAAAAUGUGCGAUUAUCUCUAAGAGGGGAAGGGGAACUCAUGGAAAAUGCAGUCCGUAUGUAGUACGUUCAGAGCUUUUCUGUUAGUGACAGAGAGAUGGAAAUGGAAAACCUCUCCCGGACUCGCCUUGGCAAUGGCUUCUCUGCCAGAGCCAGAAAGAAGUCGCUCUACGAAGACGUUUUCGGAGGACCGCCGAAGACCGGCGCCGGCGCCCCUUCCCUGUCUCCCCGCCUCGAAGACUACACCGAGAUUUUCGGAGGCUUCCGCUCCUCCCGGACCUCCUCCAUCCCGGUUCUGGAUCUCCCGACGGCCGACGGCGGCGAAGACCUCAAGUCUCUCGAUGGCCGGGCCUCGCGGUUCGACUACACUCAGAUUUUCGGGCGGGUCAAUGUUGUGGAUUUUGCUAUUUCGCUCGAAGAUUUGAUGGGACUGCCUAAUGCUGGGUACAAUUCCUCAGACGAGGCAUGGAGUCCAGCUCAAAGUGAAUCUCUGUCGGAUGAUUCUGAUCCGUCUGCUUUUUCUGAUAAGUGUGAGAGUUUGGCCAAAGCUGAUUUGCUCUACCCGGUUAAUGAUGUUAAGCAGUUCAACAUUUCAUAUGCUUCAGAUGGGACUUCACACAUAGCUCGGUUACAGACUGAGCCUUCUCAAUUGCCACCACCAGCAAGACCACCACCUACCAGACCAAAUCCAACUCUCAAUCCCUUUAAGGUUGAUCUUGAUCAACCUGAAGGAGGGGAAAGCAUCACUUCUGCAGGAAAAUUUUCAGAAAGUGAACCGGAGGGAGGUUAUUCUCAAGGUACUUAUAAUAGUGUGGAAUGGAGGGAAGUAACGGGAUUCUUUGAAGUGACUGAAGCAUUCCCUCAGAAAUCACCUGAGAAAUUUAAAACUGAAAUGCAGCAGACAUCGAGGGAAGAAGAGAUGAAGAAACCAAAUAUGGCCAAAGAGGUUUUUGAGCAGAAUAUGGACACAUUCAAAACAAAACCAAAAUCAAAUCAUGGAUUAGAUAAAUUUGAAUGUAAAAGGAGAGAGGAGGAAACAGCAGAUACUGAAAAGUAUGAUGGAAGGAAAAUGCCUUCGGGUGACAAAACAUUCAACAGAAAUAUCACAAAGAACAUGCUUGUGGAGGAAAAAAGAGACGGCCAAGAGAAAUGCAUCACUGGAGGAAAAGGAAAAAAUGCCGAGCUGGUGGAGGCUCUUGAAAUAUGCAAAAACAGAAGCAGAAUUAAAGAGUCUCUUUGGGAAGAACAUGCUGAGAAGACAGUCAAAUGGGAAAGCACAAAGAAUGAUCAGAAUUUGAAGAUGCACAUUGAUCAUGACCAGACCAGCAGUGCUAUUAUGUGGGAACAUGGAAGCAAGCAAUUUCCUAGAGCUUCCCAGAAGGAUGAGCAAGAUGACGUGAGAUUAGCCCCAACUUCUAAGGUAGAAGUUGAUGACACAUCUGAAGAAGCUGAUGAACUUGUUGAUAUUGACUGGAUUGUUAAGGAUCACAGUAAGUUGGAAGAAUUGAGUGAAGAUGGCAAAAUCAAUGAAGCGGUUGGGAAAAAUGAGGAGAACGUUGCUGCAUUUGGUAGAGCUUAUAAACCAAAUAUUGUGGCUGUACAAGUGAGUCAAUUAUCCGAGAAGCAGGAGGAAAGCUCAAACAAGCCGGAAGAAACUCAAGUAGCCUUUUCACAGGGUGAUGAUCAGAAAGUAAAAGCUGCACGUGAAAGAAAAUUUAAAAUUGAAGUUGAUAAUUUGCUGGUCGAGGAAAGAUUCAACUCUGCAAAUCAAGAGCAAGAGAACUUGCAACAUAGAGUUGUCAUAAAUCAUCCUUGUUUGGAUGAGCACUUGUUGAACUCCAGAGAAACUGGCAUCAACAUUGUGAAAUUAUCACACCAUAAAAAGGUCUCUCCUGCCUCGCAAAUGGCACACAUUUCUGAAGGCACAAAAGGAAUAACUUUUCAAGGUCAGAGGAAGGACAAUAUUGAAGGGUUGCAGUUUACCAUCAACAAGGAAGUUACUAAAGAGAAACUUUCACGUCAAACUGUUAGGAACUGGACUGAGAAUGGAAAGAGUGUUCUAGAAUUUGGAGAGAAACCAUCACAGACAGAUCAAAGAAGCACGAAGAAGAGCGGAGGAAUAGAGGAGAUGGCUUCAGGAGUAAGCAGGAUACCUGACGAGCUGGGGGACGAGUAUCUAAAAAAGAUGGAAGAAGAGAGGGAGAGAGAGAGGGAGAGAGAAAAGGACCGGAUGACUGUAACUCUUGAAAGGCCAUAUGCUGAAUCCCGACAACGUGUCUUUGAGAAGGCAAUGGCUGAGAAGGCUAUGAAUGGUGCACGAGAACGAGUAGAUAGAUCAUAUUCUGAUAGGUUUUCAGGGAAUGAUGAAAUGCGAACACACUAUUUCUCUUCUAAUAUUAUGGAUCACCAGAACCAGCAUGCCACAAAGUUGAGAUAUUCAUAUUCUGCCAAUGCGGGCAUUGAAGGCGAAACAGCUCAGAGAUGUAAAUCUCGAAUAGAGCGAUAUCAAAGAACGACUGAGCGUGCUGCCAAGGCUCUUGCAGAGAAAAACAUGCGUGAUCUUCUUGUUCAAAGAGAGCAACUGGAGAGGAAUAGAUUGGCCAAAGCGCUAGAUGCUGAAGUUAAGAGAUGGUCGAACGGGAAAGAAGGGAACCUGAGGGCAUUGCUAUCAACAUUGCAAUAUAUUCUUGGGGGCAAUAGCGGUUGGCAGGCAGUUCCACUAACGGACAUAAUAACCUCUGCAGCAGUAAAGAAAGCUUACAGGAAAGCCACACUUUGCGUCCACCCUGACAAAUUGCAGCAACGUGGUGCAAGCAUUCAACAGAAGUAUAUAUGUGAAAAGGUCUUUGAUCUUCUAAAGGAAGCUUGGAACAAGUUCAAUUCAGAGGAGCGAUAGUCAAAGGUCAUUAAUUAGUCAUUCUGCACCUUUAAUCUGUGAGAAUAGCAAAGUCAGGGAAGGGUACCUUUUUUAUUUCUCUUUCCUGCCAAUCUAUACUCUUUUAGUUUUGACACAAACCUUGGUAACCCUGCUUUAGCUCCUAAAGUUUUCAGUUUCGGGUAAGAAGAGGUAAAAAAAAUUGAACACGCCAGGGAGAAAUGUGGAAUAUGGAUACUACUCCCAUCUAAUGUCAUGUCACAGCAGCAAAAAUUGACCAUUGGUGGUCUGAUAUGUUCUUAUAUUUUUACUGAACCAUCAUGUUCUUCCACUUUCAUUAAUUUGUUCAUAAUGUCAACUAGUCAGCCCGGUGUAUCUUGGGUCUUAGUUUGUUGUUUAUUCCGGUGUGUUUAGUGUUUUUAUCUUAGCCUAUAGCUGUGUAGUUGCUAGUGUGGGUAUGUGUGGUUUUUGUCUCUUUGCUUUUCUUUUGUUGGUCGCUUAUUUUGUCACUAUUUGAAUCGAGUUUUUUUAGAAAUAAUCUUUCUAUAUUUGAGUAUGUUUAAAGUUUGUAUACACGUUCCUUCCCCAGACUUUAUUUUUUUUUU
This is a messenger RNA of Cuscuta campestris, 4003 nucleotides long. The record is from the annotation of a GenBank genome assembly. NCBI's taxonomy places the organism in Eukaryota, Viridiplantae, Streptophyta, Magnoliopsida, Solanales, Convolvulaceae.